This is a messenger RNA of Bactrocera oleae (olive fruit fly), 17109 nucleotides long. The record is from RefSeq and is a predicted model, not a curated record. NCBI's taxonomy places the organism in Eukaryota, Metazoa, Arthropoda, Insecta, Diptera, Tephritidae.
GUUGCUAACACCUCAAACAUCUAUGUAUAUUAUUCAAACUGUCGUUAUUUUCAAAUUCACUUUUUUGUUUAUUCAUUAUUUUGUUUUGCCCCCAUUUGCUCCAAAUCAUACGUGUAGCGAUGUGCGGCGCGGUGUAGCGCGGAGAUCGACAACAAAGAAAAACAAUAGCAUUAAAGCCGAACGCCAGCAAAAAUUAUUGCUCUCCAGCUAAAUCUCGUCGCAGUUUCAAUUCAGUUUUGAGUUGUUUUCCGUUGGGAACGAACGUGAAUCUUGUAGAUCGCGGACAGCGCGUUUAUCAAUUCGACAUUUGCACACUUGGAAGAUCAUAGUGGUUAGAGAUAAACAAAUUUGUAAGCUUUACACUAACAAAUCAAAAUCUAAAGGGCAUUUUAGCCUAAUGAUAACGCUCGGUAAAUGCAAGUGAGGUGAAAAUUUUGAACAAAAAAUAGUUUUAAAAAAAUUGGCUAAUUGGAAAAUUCACGUGAGUGAGUGCAAGUGGACCUACAAAACAAUUUGAAUUGCUCGCCAAUUGAGCGUUUUACUAAAACUAGUUUUUAUACACAUACAAACGCAAAUGCAGCAGUACCUGUGCAGCUUCAUGUGUAGGAAUUUCUUGUGAACGCUGUCACUCAGUUGCCGGUGUGCGCAGUCGCUGCUCUGCUCUCUGCGCUCUGCUUUACCGCUGCUGUUGCUGUCAUCAUAGCGUAGUAAACACAAAGCAACGUGUAAAAGAAUGUCUCUACAGCGCAGCGGUGCAAAGCAAAUAACGCUGAAGUCAACAAAAAACGUAAGGUAACUGCGCAGCUUAACAGCUACAACAACACCGGGCAAUAUUGGGUUUUAAGCAACAGCGCAGCGCACAAGCGGAAAAAUAAAUACAAAACGGAAACAAAACCAGUGACAGCAGAGUCAGAGACCGGCUGCAGCGUAGAGUCGCAAAGCCAUAGACAACAUUCUCUUCUUUGCCGUCGUGAAGUCAACAACGUAAUUGUCAUGCGAGCGCAGCGUUGAAAUUUUACUAAUAUUUUGCCAAUUGUUCUUACGCGUUUAAUGUUGAAUUUGUUGUAAUGUUAUGUUAAAAUAAUCGUUGUAAAACUGAACUUUCGUGCAACUAUAGAAGUGUGUUUUGUAAAUUACAUUUAAUAUUGAAGGUACAAAAACAAAACAGAAAAACCGAAAUAGCGACAAAAGUGCGAAACAAGUGAACGAGUGAAAAUCGCCUUAUUUACCGCCAUCUUGCAUUUCCGCCGCGUUGUGCCUUUUAUGUACUUGCCUUGCUGUUUUUGCUGCUGAAUAAAUUCAAUUAUGAAAAAGUGGAUCGCCAAAAGUCAGCAACAAUGAAACAAUAUGAAAACGAAUGCAUGCAGUUAUAGAAACAACAGACUAAGUGAAAUACGAGUAAAGUUGUGUUAAAGCAACAUAUAAAUAAUUUCAUUGCGCCGUAUGCGAGAGAAAUUUCUACUCGUUUUUUAAAUUGCUUAAAGGCAUAGAUCUACGCGCAGCAAUAUUUAUGCCUUUAACAACAAUUUUAGCUUGUUUUCAUAAGUUGACGCGGAAACAAACGCUUACUAAGCCUAACCUAUUAAAAAGUAUGGCAGUUGAGCCAGUGUAUAAAAGUUUUGAUUAAAGUAAAGUAAUAAAGAUAUUUUAUUAUAUUUCUUUUUUUUUAUAAAUUACUAAUUUAGUGAUUUAAUAAAUCGUAACAAUAAAAAAUGUUAGACUCGGUUGCACCGAAUCUAUAAUACUUGUACCCUUCAAAAAUACAAAUGAUUCCAAUUCAAACUUGAUUUUCAUCGAUCAGUUUAUAUGGCAGCUAUAGGCUAUAAUGGCCCCAUUUUAAUAGUCUUUUCAGGGUAUAACAACAUAUUUUUGUUGUUUCAUAAAUUUUAACAAAUCGUAUAAGGUAUACUCACCCAUUUCGCGAGUUUUACUUGCACUCCGCUUUCGGCAGAACAACUUCUUACUACUUAAUUCCCUAAGCUGUCUGCCGCGACUAGUUGACUGGCUUGCUGGCUAAUUCGCUAUGUGGCAUUGUUCAGCGGCAAAAAUAGCAAACUAGCAAAAGACGACGUCGCGUUUAAGCUAUCGAUCGCGUGUUUAUGGAACUUGCUUCAUGUUGUGCUACUUUCGUCUGAGAAAAUAAGAAAAUAUUGCAAUUUGCAAGUUUAACUUUCGAUUUAAAGCAAAUUGAAUUGCGGUGAAAUUAACUGAAACUUCUAUGCAAAGUAUUGAUGUAUUGCAUUGAAAGCAAAGCGGUGCAAUAAAAGAAAAGCAAAGCUAAAAACUUCAACAACUACAAAUGUGAAAUUAAGCACUAUUUUCUGAAUUGAUUACUAUUGUUGUGUAGAAUUACAGGUGAAGUUUGAAGCGUGAAAGUGAGCUCCGUCUACAUUUAGUCGAAGCAAUAAAUGCAUAGUGAGUCAAAUAGAUAAAACUGCUCGUGCUAAAGUUGUAUUGAAGCUGUUUAAAUCACAGUAAGCUGCUUAACGACGACCACGACAACAAUACAAUAACAACAACAAUAGUAAAUACAACAACAACAACUACUACUAAAGUAGUUGAACAACAAAAUCGUAAAGCUUCAUACCAAAAGCAAUAAAAAAACAAACCAGUGCCAAAGAGGAGUGAAAACAUAUAACAAGAGGAAUAUAGGAAACUAGAAGAAUUGAGGAAGAUCAGAAAAAUUUUAGGGAAGACCAAAGCAAGAAAAGUAGAAAGGUGAUAAAAACCGCAGUGCACGAAAUAAAAUUGAAAAGAAAAAAAUCUCGUUUUUCGGGUCGGUUUCAAAUUCUUUUCACUGAUUUAACAACCCGUUCGCUUGUGUAACCGCGCGCUCUCUCUUGCUCUCUGCAAACGGACAACUUCUUGAUCAAUUGCUAUUGCGUUUACAGCACAGCAUUAGUUUUAGCUUCUUAUUUGCCGGUUAUAAUAACAUUUCUACUCACAUAUACUUAUAUAGAAUUUUUACUUUUGGAAUACGUCGGCUAAAAGGGAGACAACGAAAUAUACAAAAAAAAAUUAAAAAAUAGUAGAAACAACCAAAUCAAAUUCCAAAUCAUCAGCAACAACAACACUAACGAAAACAACAACAAUCAGCAUCAAUUCAUUUUAUGUUUUUUUUUUUUGAGCGCUCAUUGCCUUUGGUUAGCUUCUCAACUUGACCUUUUUGGUUAUUUUUGUUAAGAGACAAACACAGCUAAACAACAACAGCAAGAACAACAGUCCAACCGAUAGCCACCGGCAGCUGCAGCACAAGCAUAGCCAGUUAGAAAGUUACCAGUAGCCGCAAUAGUGACUAUUCUCCAAUAAUUUUAUUGCCCCCGCACGGAUUUAAACAAAACAUUCACGCUGGAUUUGGGAUACUACGAGGCUGUCAAAGCAUCACAAUAUGAACCCGGCGGUUACUCGUUGCAGGCACAAAAUCGCAAAGAUGCCACCAUGAACCAGCGUGACGGUAUUAUAAAAUUCGAAAAUGAGCGUAUCAAAACACUGCAGGAGGAACGUCUACAUAUACAAAAGAAGACGUUUACAAAAUGGAUGAAUUCAUUUUUGAUAAAAGCAAAAAUGGAGGUCGAAGACCUAUUCACAGAUCUAGCUGAUGGCAUCAAAUUACUUAAGCUGCUGGAGAUCAUAUCGUCGGAGAAACUGGGAAAGCCGAAUAGCGGUCGGAUGCGUGUUCAUAAAAUCGAAAAUGUCAACAAGAGUCUGGCAUUCUUGCACACCAAGGUUCGUUUAGAAUCGAUCGGUGCUGAGGACAUUGUCGACGGCAAUCCCAGAUUGAUUUUAGGUUUGAUCUGGACCAUCAUUUUGCGGUUUCAAAUACAGGAAAUUGAAAUUGAUGUGGAUGAAGAGAAUGAAUCGUCCGAGAAGCGUUCGGCGAAGGAUGCGCUGCUGCUCUGGUGUCAGCGUAAAACGCAUGGCUACCCUGGUGUCAACAUACAAGAUUUCACAUCUUCCUGGCGUUCGGGUCUGGGCUUCAAUGCGCUCAUACAUUCACAUCGACCCGAUCUGUUCGAGUACAGCACAAUUGUCAAUUCGAAGAACUCAAAUAUUGACAAUCUAAAUCAUGCCUUCGAUAUGGCCGCGUCAGAGCUGGGUAUACCAAGUUUAUUGGAUGCCGAAGACGUCGACUCAGCGCGUCCCGACGAGAAGUCAAUCCUGACCUACGUGGCUUCCUAUUAUCACACAUUUGCUCGCAUGAAGAACGAACAAAAGAGUGGUAAACGCAUUGCCAAUAUUGUGGGACAAUUGAUGGAUGCUGACCGCAAGAAAAUCUACUAUGAACGUCUCACUACAAAUUUGCUGAGUUGGAUUAGACAAAAAACGUUGGAACUGCAGCAGCGAGAUUUCCCGAACUCAUUGGAGGGUAUACAACGUGAAUUGCUGGCAUUCAAGGAAUAUCGUACGAUCGAGAAACCGCCAAAGUAUAAGGAACGCAGUGAAAUCGAAGCGCUUUAUUUCACCAUCAACACACUGCUGAAAGCGCUCAAUCAACCACCCUACAAUCCACAAGAAGGCCAAUUGGUGAACGAUAUCGAGAAGGCGUGGCAACAGCUCGAAUAUGCCGAACACAAUCGUGAGGUGGCACUACGCGAAGAGCUGUUGCGCCAAGAGAAACUCGAGCAACUCAAUUAUAAAUUUGAAAAGAAAUCUGUGCUACGCGAAGGUUAUCUCAAAGAGAUGAUACAAGUGCUCUCCGAUCCACGCUACCUGCGACAAGUCGAUGCGACAUUGAAGAAACACGAAGCCAUCUCGGCGGAUAUAUUGGCGCGUGUAGAGCGUUUUAACGAUUUAACUGCUAUGGCCAAUGAGUUGGAGCAUGAGAAUUAUCAUGGCAAAGAGCGCGUGAAGCGACGCGAAACCGAGGUUAUGGAUAAGUGGCGCAAAUUAUUGGAAUUGCUUGAGAAUCAACGUUUGAAUUUGUCACAAAUGAGUACGCUGAUGAAUUUGUUACGUGAAAUCGCCAGCACGACUGAAGCGAUAAAAGAGCUGCAAACACAAUUCGCAUCCGAGGAUGUCGGUCCGCAUUUGCUGGGCGUAGAAGAGUUGUUGCAAGCGCAUUCGUUGCAAGAGCUGCAAGUGAAUACCUAUGGUGAAACGCUGAAACGAUUCAAUCGUCAAGCACAACCAUAUAAGACAUCCGAACAAAAGGAUGCCGCGUUGCUGGUGCAGCGUCUCGCCGAGCUCGAGGAGGCCUAUGCAAUUUUGCUGAAGUUGUGCGCUAAACGUCGUGCUUGCCUUGAGGAGGCGAGAAACUUUUAUCAUUUCAUGGAAGAUUACGACAACGAGGAAGGUUGGCUGGUGGAUAAACAACGCAUCUGCAAGACCGGCAUUACAGCAAAGGAUUUACGCGCCGUACUUUCGCUACAGCAGAAACACAAAGCGCUCGAGGAUGAAAUCAAAGUACGCAAACCGAAAUCUACACAAAUGUUGGACGCGGCCAAGAAGCUCAUCGCCGAGAAACAUCCACGUUCGUCCGACAUCAAGAGUCGUAUUGAGUCUUUGGCCGAACACUGGAAGGCUUUGGAGGAGUUAGUUGAAUUGCGGCGACGUCAGCUGGAAGAUGCAGCCGAGGCGUACCAAUUCUAUACCGACGCCAACGAGGCUGAGUCGUGGUUAAAUGAGAAAAUGGCGCUAGUGAAGUCAAACGACUACGGUAAUGACGAACCCUCUGCACAGGCGCUGCUACAGCGACACCGCGAUCUGCAAGGCGAAUUGAAUGCUUACUCCGGCGAUAUACUUAACUUAAACCAACAGGCCGAAAAGCUUAUCAAAGCUGGCAUCUGCACGCUAGAGCUCUCAGCAGCCGAGCCUGAAAUGCCCGAAAUCGAGCAGGAGGAAUGGGUGAACGAGACGCGACUUGUGCCAAAAGAAGUGUGGGAAGAUGAGUGGGUGGAGAAGUUGGAACACAAGAAAGUAACCGAAAUGAAAUUGCUACCACAUGUGCGUUCAAUGUUCCCCUUCGAGGGUCAAGGUAUGAAAAUGGAUAAGGGUGAGGUGAUGUUGCUAAAGUCGAAAACGAACGACGAUUGGUGGUGCGUGCGCAAAGAUAAUGGUUUAGAAGGCUUCGUGCCGGCCAAUUAUGUGCGUGAAAUCGAACCACGUGCCGUGCCGUGCAUUGUGCCGAAAGCAGAGAAAGUCAAAACACUACAAAAAGUAAAGAAAACGAUCUUAGUGCGUCAAGUGGUGCCCGUGAAACGUAUCAAACCAGCUGCCGUACCACCUAAACCACUUGUUAAGCGACGCAUUUCCUCCAACAGUAUUAACGAAAACGCCGACAGUGUUGAGAAACGUCAAAAACGCAUUAACAGCACAUACGACGAACUACAAGAUACAGCGCAGAAACGUCAUGCACUACUCGAAGACUCUAUACACCUCUUCGGUUUCUAUCGCGAAUGUGAUGAUUUCGAGAAAUGGAUGAAGGAAAAGGAGCGCAUCAUCAACUCAGACGACGGCGAAGGUGUGGAGAAUGCAAAACGUAAAUUCGAAAAAUUCCUUACCGAUCUGUCAGCGGCCUCAAAGCGUAUUGAAGAGAUCGAUGGCGCCGUUGACAAUUUCCGUCGCCAAGGUCAUUCACAGUUGGACAAAAUUAUUGCACGGCAACGGCAGAUACAUCAAAUUUGGCAGCGUCUCAACAACGCCAAAGCGCAACGUGAGAAGAGUCUUGAAGGCGCUUCCAGUGUGGACUUGUUCAAUCGUACUUGCGAUGAGGCUAAGAUUUGGAUGAACGAAAAGAUGUUACAGCUGGAUACGGCGGUAAUUAGUCCUGACCUCAAAACGGUUCAGGCACUGCAGCGACGUCACCAGAAUUUAGAACGUGAGUUGGCGCCCGUCGAAGAGAAGGUGAACCGCGUCAACUAUUUGGGCAAUUCAGUAAAGAAUGCCUAUCCUGCCGAGCGGAAUAAUGUGACGGCACGACAACAAGAGGUCUUGGAUAUGUGGAAACAGGUUCACGGUAAAGGUAGUGAACUACGUGCGCGCAUUGAGAGCGCAGUCGGACAGCAAAUAUUCAAUAACAGUGCUAAAACCUUGCUUGCUUGGAUCGAUUCGGUUAAGGAUCAAUUGAAUGCCGACGAGUCAGCGCGCGAUGUUGAAACAGCUAACAAUCUCUUGAAAAAGCACAACGACCUUGGCGACGACAUUAAAGCACACGACAACGAAUUUGUCGAGGUCAUCAAUUUAGGCAAACAACUAUCCGAUGGCAAACCGAACAUGGAAGAAACCGUUAAGAUUAUUGAGCGCUUGAGGGCGGAACAAGACGCUAUACACCGCGGUUGGGUGGAGAAGCAGAAGUGGUUGCAGCAAUGCGUUGAACUACAAAUAUUCAACCGGGAAGCAGACAAGAUCGAUGCCACCACAAAGAGUCACGAAGCUUUCCUUGAAUAUAACAAUUUGGGCAAUUCGCUCGACGAGGUGGAAGCAAUACUAAAACGACAUCUUGACUUUGAGAAAAGCCUUAUGGCACAGGAUAAAAUUCUUAAGGGUUUCUCCGACAAUGCCGAUAAACUAAUUGCCAACGAUCACUAUGAUAAAAAAUACAUUGACGAUAGACGCAAUCAAGUUUUGGGCAAGAGGAAAGCAGUCGAAGAUCGCGCUUUCGAACGCAAACGUUCAUUACAGGCUUCAAAGGAUUACCACAAAUUCGCCGCAGAGGCUGACGAUCUCGCCGCAUGGCUGAGUGACAAAACCAAAAUCGCCGGCGAUGAGAGUUAUCGUGACCUUAGCAAUUUACCCCGUAAACUGCAGAAACACAAAGCUUUCGAGCGUGAGCUACGCGCCAACGAAGGUCAAUUGCGUAAUGUGAAUAAGGCUGGACAGGCAUUGAUCGCAACAAAUAAUCGCAAGCCUGCCGUAGAAAGCAGAAUGGUUGACUUGAAUCAGAAAUGGAAAGAUCUACUACUGCUCUCUGAAGAUAAGGGACGCAAACUAGAGCAAGCUGUGUCACAGCGCGAACACAAUCGCGCCAUCGAUGAUGCCAAACAAAAAGUCGACGAAUUGGACGCCGCACUCAAGAGCAAAGAUGUUGGUAACGAUUUGCGUAGCUGCAAAGAUUUGAUCAACAAGCAUCAGCUACUCGAAUCUGAGAUAACGGUGUGGGAGCAAAAGAUCGUCGAACUUGUCAGUACUGGCGAUGAAAUGGCGCAUGAGGGUCACUUUAAUGCCGUGCACAUCAAGGACGAAACAAAGGAUAUACAAAAUCGUUUCAAAUUACUACGCGGACCAGUACAGAAGCGGCGUGAGGAACUCGAAGAGAGCUUGAACUAUCAUAAGUUCGUCUUUGAAUUGGACACUGAAUUCCAGUGGAUCAAUGAUCAUAUGCCAGCAGCUAAAUCAAAGGAGUUGGGUCAAAACUUGCAUCAAGCACAGACGCUAUCGAAGAAACAUAAGAAACUCGAAGCCGAAAUUAAGGGGCAUCAGCCGAUGAUCAACAAAGCUUUGCAAGCGGGACAAACGCUUAUUGCACAAAAGCAUCCCGAAAAGGAGAAGGUAAGCGCAUUGUGCGGCAAGUUAGAAGAUGCCUGGGCCGAUCUGAAGAGUAAUUCGAAUGAUCGCAGUAAGAAGCUGGAGAUGUCAUUGAAGGCGCAGCAGUACUUGUCCGACGCCGGUGAGAUUGAAUCAUGGUUAGGUGAGAGAAGCAAUGCAUUGCGCUCCACCGAAUAUGGGCGUGAUCGCGAUUCUGCAGCUAAAUUGCUGACCAAACACAAGACAAUCGAACUGGAGCUGGACACGUACUCUGGUAUUGUUACCGAAAUGGGGCAUAAUUGUGCUGCCAUGGUAGCCGCCGGACAUCCGGACAGUAAAAUUCUUGCUGCGAAACAACAACUCAUUGAGAAAAUGUUGAAAUCUCUACAUAAAUUGGCUUCACAACGGCAAAUGCGUCUGAUGGAGAGUCUCUACAUGCACGAAUAUUUCUUGGAAUCGGAUGAAGUGGAGCAAUGGAUAAGAGAACAAGAACAGGCAGCAUCAUCCGAAGAUUACGGACAAGAUUACGAACAUCUGCAGUUGCUGCAAAAUAAAUUUGAUGACUUGAAACAUCGUGUUGAAGUGGGUUCCGAUCGUGUGAAUCAAUGCGAAGUAUUGGCGAAGAAGCUAAUCGAUACCGAGAGCUCCUACGCCAACGAUGUGGAGAAACGCCAGGAACAACUGAGAGAUUCGUGGGAAAACCUAUUGCAAUUAUUAAAUCAACGCGAGCAAAAGUUACAUGCCGCCGGUGAAAUUCAUCGUUUCCACCGUGAUGUUGCCGAAGCGCUCUUCCGCAUACAGGACAAAAAUGCUGCGCUCUCUUCGGAACUCGGCAAAGAUUUGAAUUCAGCUUUGGCGCUGUUGCGCAAACAUGAAGGUUUCGAGAAUGACCUUGUGGCGUUGGAGGCACAAUUGCAGGUGUUAGUUGAAGAUUCGGUACGUCUCCAAGCGAAAUAUCCUUCAAAUGCUGCAGCUAUUGCACAGAAACAGGAUAAAGUUGUCGCUGCUUGGAAUGACUUGAAAGAGCGUUCGGGUGCGCGCAGCGAUCGUUUAGCCGCGAGCUCGGAUUUACAAUCUUUCCUAACCGAUGUGCGCGACAUAAUGUCGUGGUCGUCGAAUUUGCGUGCGGCGCUACAAGCCGAAGAGCAUGUCAGCGAUGCCGCUGGUGCCACUGCAUUGAAGAUCCAACACGAUGCUAUUUAUGGUGAAAUUGAGGCGCGUGAAGAUAAAUUCCGUUACUUGAAUGAAUUAAGCGAUUCAAUGGUGCAGACAGGACACUACGCUGCCGCCGAAGUUGAGGAGAAAUGUUCGGCUAUGUUGGACGAACGUCAAAAGUUGCAUGCCGCUUGGAAUAAGAAAAAGAUUAUGUUGGAGCAGAAAAUCGAUUUGUUCUGCUUCUUGCGCGAUGCCAAGCAAAUCGACAAUCUUUCAAGUUCACAACAAGCUGCACUCAGCAGUUCCGAUUUCGGUCAAACCGUCGAGGAUGUGCAGAACCAGAUAAAAAAACACGACGAAUUCGAGCGACUCAUUCAGACGCAAGAGGAUAAAGUGGCCUUAUUGCAGGAACAUGGACGUAAACUGAUAGAGCAACGUCAUUAUGACAGCGCAAACAUCCAAACCAUCUUACAAGGUGUAUUGGCGCGCAGACAAAAGGUAAAAGAUCUGUGCGCAGUGCGUCGUUACAAACUGGAAGAUGCGCUACUAUAUGCACAGUUCGUGCGCGAUUGUGCCGAGGCUGAAUCGUGGAUAAACGAGAAGAAAAAGAAGCUGGAGGCGGAUGGUGCCAGUUACGCAGAAGUGUCUAACUUAGAUGAGAAGAUAAAGAAAUUACAAAAACACCAAGCCUUUCAAGCCGAAGUGGCGGCCAACCAGGGACGCAUACAAGAGAUACAAGAAACUGGUUUAAUCCUUUUGACGAAGCAACAUGAAUCUUCGAAGGAAAUAAAACUAGCUGUGGAACGUGUAGUUGCCGCUUGGAAGAGUCUACUCGAAGAGUUGGACAACCGCGGACGCGGUCUUGAAGAAGCGCAAGACAUACUCGAGUUCAACAAUCAGUUAGAUAAGAUUUCUGCUUGGAUACGUGAUAAGGAAAUGAUGAUACAAGCCAGUGACACCGGACGCGAUCUGGAGCACUGCAAUGCGCUCACACGCAAAUUGGACGAUGUCGAUUCCGAUAUGCGCGUUGACGAUCAACGUGUCAAGCACAUCAACAACUUGGCCGACAAGCUCAUCAACCAAGGCGAAGUACCAGCCGAAACGAAGAAUAUUGAUAAACGUCGUCGCGAUUUCAACAGCAAGUGGCGUGACCUACAAGGUGCACUCAACGCUUACCGAGCGCUACUUGGCGAAGCAAAUGAAAUUCACGUCUUCAACCGCGAUGUCGACGAUACAGCCGAUCGUAUUGCCGAAAAAUCAUUGGCCAUGAGCUCCGAUGACACUGGACGCGAUUUGGCUGCCGUCGAGACGCUGAUACGUCGUGAAGAUGCAUUAGAACGUGAUAUGUCGGCGGUUAAACAAAAGAUAGAUGAACACGAACUUGUCGCGCAGACGCUGCUCAAACGUUAUCCCGAUCGCGUGAAGGUUAUUGAGCAUAAAAUCGAUGAAUUGCGCGCAUCCUGGCAAAAUCUAGAAGAUUUAUCUGUUAAACGACGCUCCAUACUCAAUGAUGCCUAUCUGGUGCAUAAAUUUGUAUCCGAUGUAAAAGAACUGGAGCUUUGGGUUAAUGACAUGAUCAAAAAGAUGAACGCCGCUCAAGCGCCGAUGACUAUAAAUGAUUGUGAGACACAGCUGGAGUUACAUCAGGAACGCAAAGUGGAAAUAGACGGACGCGACAAGGCGUUCAGAGAUUUAAAGGCGCACGGUGAAACACUCAGUGGUAUGGAGAAACCAGCUAAUGUCAAGCAAUACUUAAAGACACUGGAGGAGCUACAUAGAACAUUGCACGAAGCGUGGAAUGAACGUGCCAGAGAUUUAACGGAGGCACAUCAACUGCACCUCUUCAAGGCACAGGUGGAACAAGUCGAGAUCUGGUUGGCCAACAAAGAAGCUUUCCUCAACAAUGACGAUUUGGGUGAUUCAUAUCCCGCCGUAGAGCGUCUGAUCAAGAAGCACGACGCAUUUGAAAAGCUAUUGGAUUCAGAUAAUGUAUCGGAAUUGCAAAACUUUGCGCAAAGCAUUUUGGAAGGUGAACCGAAAGACGGUGAUGUGAUUAAGGAAAAGUUGAGCUAUAUCUUGCGUCGUAAGGCAAAGCUCAAUGCCUUGUCACUGGACCGUAAGCAAAAGCUGCUGCAGUCGCUGCAAUUACACGAAUUCCUACGCAGUCUGUACGAAAUUGAUCGUUGGUUGGUGCAAAAAAUGCAAGUGGCUUUGGAUGAGAACUAUCGCGAACCGAAUAACUUGCAAAGUAAAAUACAAAAGCACACCACAUUCGAUAGUGAGCUGUUAACGAAUACAUCACGUGUACAGGACGUAAUUAACGAGGGUGAGCGCCUCAUCAGAGAUGAACACUUUGCCAAGGAGGAAAUCGCCCAACAACUCAAGAUGCUGGAGAGUGAUUGGAAAAAAUUGAAGGCCGCAUCGAAGGAGAAGAGAGAGAAACUUAGUCAAGCUUACGAGGCACAGGCCUUCAAUCGCAACCUCGACGAAUUCAAUAACUGGAUGGACGAAGUUGAGUCACAUUUAUCAAGUGAAGAUUACGGCAAAGAUUUGGCCACCGUUAAUCAUUUGAUUAAGAAACAUGAACGUCUCGAAGCCGAUGUCGCACACCACAACGAGUUGGCCGAUCAAAUCAAACAAACCGAUGAGAAAUUCUUCCAAGCCGAUCACUUUCUUAAGGACGAAAUACACGAUCGCGCAAUGACAGCCAUCAAACGUUAUCGUACACUACACGAACCCAUAGCCAUACGUCGUGAAAAUCUCGAAGAUUCUUUGAGUCUGCAACAAUUCUUACGCGACGCUGAAGACGAACUGCAAUGGCUAACCGAAAAGGAGGCGAUCGCCAAUUCCCAAGAUUUGGGCAGCAGUCUGAUAGCGGUGCAAGUGUUACAGAAGAAGCAUCAAGGACUUGAGGCAGAAAUACUUUCACAAGAACCACUAAUUAAGGCGUUACUACAACGUGGUCAACAAAUGAUACGCGAUGAUCAUUUCGCUAGCGAACAGGUGCAAUACAAAUGCGAUUUGUUGCAGAAGAAACUCGUCAAUCUACGCGACAUGGCCAGUAUACGACGUUUGCGUCUAUUAGACGCCGUGGAGAGUCAAAUGUUCUAUGUGGAGGCAAAUGAAGCAGAGGCAUGGAUACGUGAAAAGCGUCCUAUACUUGCUUCCAGCGAUUAUGGACGCGAUGAGACUUCCGUGCAGUCACAUCAAAAGAAGCUCGAAGUUCUGCAACGUGAGCUGAUCGCAUUUAAAGCUUCGAUCGAGAAGGUCGGCAAGCUGGCGCACGGUUUAGUCGAACGUAAUCACUUCGAUAGUGCCAAUAUAACCACAAAGAAUGACACAGUGAAGAAACAAUACGAAGAAUUACUGCGUCUUGCUAAAGAUCGUGAAGUGCGUUUAAGCGAAAGCAAGAAGUUGUUCGAGUACUUGCGCGAGGCUGAAGAUUUACACGAAUGGAUUGCUGAUCAAAUGGCAGUUACGGCUUCCGAGGAUUAUGGCGAAGAUGUGGAACAUGUGGAACAAUUAAUUUUGGUCUUUGAGUCCUUCGUCUCCAAUUUGAAUGCGAACGGUGCACGUGUACAAGCCUGUCUCGAUCACGGCGAUGAACUAAUUAAAGAAAAUAAUCCUUACCGUGCUUCGAUCAAAACCAAACGAGAUGAGACCAAACAACUCUGGGAAGAAUUGAAGGAUCUAGUCAAUGCACGCCAGGAUGCGCUGGCUGGUGCGAAGCAAGUGCAUGUCUACGAUCGCGUUGCCGAUGAAACGAUUUCACUUAUUAACGAGAAAGAGGCUUCACUUAUCUCCGAGGAUUACGGCCAAGAUUUAGAGAGCAUACAAGCUUUGAGUCGCAAACACUCCGUCUUCGAAGGAGAACUUAUCGCCAUUAAGGAACAGGUCGAUGCCGUGCUUGUAGAAGCAACGAAGUUGGGCGAGAUUUAUCCCGAUGCCAAGGAGCAUAUCGAGGUCAAGCGUGACGAGACUGUCGAAGCUUGGUCCGAUCUGAAGGAGAAAACAAAUGCGCGCAAAGAAAAAUUACAACAAGCAGAGCAUUUGCAGUCCUACUUCGAUGAGUAUCGCGAUUUGAUUGCUUGGAUCAAUGAAAUGUUGGCGAAGAUCACAGCGCCCGAUUUGGCGACAACAGUGGCGGGCGCUGAGUCGUUGUUGGUGAGCGUGAAGGAGCAUCAUGCAGAGAUACAUGCACGCGAUGAGACUUUCACCAACUUCACAGCUAACGGACAGAAAUUAAUUAACGAGAAGCACUUCCUUGCGCAUGAGAUCGAAGAGAAAAUACAAGUACUGCAACAGCGACACGAACUUCUGAAGAAUACACUACAGCAACGCAAAGAAAUUUACGAACUCAACUUGGACACACAAAUCUUCCUUAAAGACGCUGAGAUACUCGAGAACUGGAUAAUCAGUCGCGAACCAUUGCUGAAGGAUGCCAAACUGGGCGACUCCAUACCGCAGGUUGAAGAUUUGUUGCGCCGCCAUCAGGACUUCGAGAAGACGGUCGCCGCGCAGGAGGAGAAAUUCCAAGCCAUCAAGCGUAUUACAUUGCUGGAGCAACGUUUCCGCAAACAAGUCGAAAGCGAGAAACUAGCCAAGCAGAAAGAGAAAGAACGCUUAGAGAAGGAACGUCUAGAGAUGUUGAAGCAAAAAGAACUGCAACGACUUAACGAUGAGCGCCGACGCGCCGAAAAGCAAUUGGAGAAUCGUCAAAAUGCCACGGCACAAGAGAAGACACCCAUCUUCUCAUCGCCCAUGGUCACCGUGAACGCCAACAAUGCGCCGCAAUCGCCCGCCGUUGCAGUCACAACACCACUGCGUUCACCCUUCGACGAGGAUCAGUACUCACUGCAAAAGAGCAGCUCCAGCAGCAUGUUCGGCGAUCGCUUAAGACGCGGCUCCGACACGAAUGUUAAACGCGCCGAAAGUAUGAAAGUGCAACAGAAGCCACCAAAGCGUACACCAUCGUUCACCACACGUCGACGUGCACAAUCGUUCCGCAAGAAUCAGAAGGGCGAAGGUUUCGACCUGCCACCAGUCGAAAUACAAGGUAUGCUGGAGCGUAAGCAUGGCUUACAAUCCGGUGGCAAGAAGGCGCCAGUACGCUCAUGGAAACAAUUCCAUACAGUACUGUGCGGUCAAUUACUGUGCUUCUUUAAGGAUGAAAACGACUUUCUGCAACAGAAGACCGCAAAUGCGCCCGUCAACAUACUCGGCGCCAAGUGCGAACGUGCCGAAGACUACACGAAGAAGAAGUAUGUGUUCAGACUAAAAUUGCCCGAUGGCUCUGAAUUCCUCUUCGAGGCGCCAUCAUUAGAAAUCAUGAACGACUGGGUGCGUAAGAUAUCCUUCCAUGCUAGUCUGCCACCAAAUCUACAACUGCUGAGCUACGACGAAUCCAUGAAGCAACAGUCGAACAGUUUCCCUGAUAUUAAAAUCGCCAGCGCGCAAAUCGAGUCACCGGUCAGUUCGCGCACUUCAUCACCCGACUCCCAACGACGUGCCAUUUCGCGCAACGACUCGAUUAAUAGCGGUAUGUCCACCAGUUCGGCGACGCCACAAAUGAAUUUCCUGCAAAAACAAAUGCAACAACAACAACUACAACAAAGGACGUCACCAUCCUCACCAACGGCACCAUUUGGUUUCGAACAGAAGCCACCAAUACCACCACGCGGUGCACCACCACCAGUACCAAACCGUCAGAGCACCGAGAAUCUGGUCGUGCUACGAAAUCGCAAUAACUCCAGUAACGAUUUAAGCGAAUCCAGCUUCGGCAGCAGCUCUUCGCGUUUGCAAUCCGCCACAUUACCCGCAGGCAUUUCGGGCAUACAAAACGGCGCAAAUGACGACAGCGUUGUGCUCAAGCGCAACAGUGAGGCUAGACAAUCAGAAAAUCCUCCACCUUUACCUACAACCAUGCCACCUAUGGGAAGCGCCCAUGCUCACCAUCCGCAAAUACAACAACGCAUAAAUGCCUUGAAUGCAGCCGCUAUGCAACAACCACACCAGCAACAGCAUCAACACCACCAUCACCAACAACAACAACCACAGCAGUCAGAACUUCACCAUUCGCCCAGCAACUAUAUGCGCAGCCAACAGCAGCUUAUGUCGCGCACACCCGUGGCCAGUGGUCGCACAGAUGCCUCGCGCAAAUUCAUUGAGGUCGAGUCAAGCGGUAUUGGUAACUCGCCGACGGUCACCGCAGCCAAGCGUACGGUGCAUACAACAAUUUCGACCAGCUCGAAUUCAAGUGGCGGCAGUAGCAGCAACACUAGCUCGAAUGUCAGCAAUAAUAACAACAACAACGGUAAACAUAUGUUGCAUACGAACAAUACGGGGUCGAAUGUAUUAUCGACAACAACAACAACAACUACUACAACGGCAUCUAGUCGCACUGUGUGGCAUUUCACAACCGAUAACAACUCCAUAAAUAACCCGAGUUACAUGGGCUUGAACAAUAACGAUGGAACCGGCUGGGGCACAUCACGCUUCGAUGGCAAUCGGCCAGUUUCACUGCAACCGGACUCCAUAAGCUUCUCGCGCGUUUCGGCGGAAAGCUCCAGCGAAAGUGAGGCGCAAUCAAUCUCCUCCGUAUCCGGUGUUAAGGGCAGCAAAAGCAAAGAGGAGCGACGCAGUGGCAUGUUCCGCAUAUUUGGCCGCAAAGGUGGCGAUAAAGAGAAAGAAAAGGAUAAACGCCGCUCCAGUCAAACACCCAACAAUUAAACGAAUUAUUUCACACAAAAAAAAACAAAAAGCAAUUGUAAAUUAUAUGCGAAAUGCAUGAAACGAGCGAGCGUUACAUGAACCACACACACACAUACAGAGAUAAGUAACGAGAGAAAGAAAAAUUAUAAAUAAUUAACAAUUGGUAGCAUUGGAUACGUACAUAUGUGCGCAUGCGCAGCUCCAACCGGCGUUAAUUUGCAAUAUACAAUAAUAAAUGGGAACUUCGAGCAAACAUACUUGUGUGUGUGUGUUUGUAUUUGUAUUUGAUGAUAUGGCUGAGUAAACCAGUUGCCGGUGGAAGAAGAGAAAAUUUAUUUAUUUUAUAACUUUAACUUUUAUGAAAAAAUAUUAACGUUGUUAUUUUAUAUAUAUAUAUACAUACAUACCACUUACAUACUACAUAUAUAUAUUUUCUAAUUAAUAAACCCUUUUAAGUCAGCAAGUUUUUCUAUCAUUCUAUUAUUAAAAGUAUGCAAAAGCUAAACAAAACUAUUUUAAAAAAAUGUCUAAUUUAGUUGAAAAUACAUAAGUACGUUGUCGUAUUGUACACUUUUUUCGCACUUUGACUUUCCACUUAGCAAAAAGCGUAAUUUCCGAGAAAAAAACAAAAGAAAUCUAUGAAAAGUGUUUAAUAAAAAGUACUUCACAUUUACAUGUAUUGCUUGUAAAAGUUUAAAUAUUUCAAAUAAGCCACUUAAAUGUCGAUUAUUUAUGUUUGAGAGAAAUAUACACGCAUUUGCAAACGUAUUGUAAUUUUAA